AUGAACCUUUCCCUGGCCCGAAAAGUAGCCGCUCUGGUUGAAGCUUUGCUUAUUGUAACAGGCUUUUGUUUCCAGUUGCUUGGGACCUUGCACACCUUCCACUUCCAGUCGGAGGAGAGCGGCGGCGAUUCGAUCGGGCCAGAGGCCGCAGCAGCAGAUGUGGACAUGUCCGAAGCAGAGGAUGUGCGUUGGAAGAUCCGGGAUGAUGAUUGCUACGUGGUGAUCGACUCAGACUCUGAUGAUGGAUGCCUCUGUGAGCAAAAGAGAGCUAAGAUAGCUGAAAUGCAUAUCAAAGGCAAGUAUACUACUAACUUAGAGAAGGUGCAGCCUCACCAUGCACAGUCAUCUCAGGAUGAAAGUCAGCAAAUGUUCUAUUCUGAAUCAUUUCGUAAUGAGAUUCUGGAAGUGUCUGAUACCGAUGAGCAGCCACCCCAGGAGUCUCCAAUACUUAUCACUGAUGAUGAUGAUGAUGAUGAUGAUGAUGGUAAUGACUUGGAGGGCCCUGUGCUAAUAGAAGAUGAUUCGUGUGAUGAGGACCAAACUCCCUCAAAUGAGAAAAAGAGGGAUGAGUUUGUUAUCUCCCAACACAAAUCAUCUCAUGAUGUUGGUAAGCAGGAUCUUGGGGAAAAUGUCUGCCAGCCACCAAAUGAUGAUCCUAAGGCUGAGCUAGAGAUUUCAAAAGGAAAGUUGUCAAGUGAUGAAGAGCCUGUACUUGUGGUGGCACAACCAAGGAAAAGGAAAAAUAAAACCAAAAACAUACCUGUGACACCUGUUGUUAAAAGAGAAAAGAAGCAUGGGCCUUCAAAGAAGAAACCCAGCGCAGCAAAAUUUGAACAAUGCGAGCCUGGGAAUUCUGAGUGCAAAAUACCUGGAUGUUUCUUGCGUGGCAUUGAGAACUCAAAGCAGUAUUCUGGAAAGAAUUUCAAGCAAAAUAAGGAUGAACUGGUUCAGAAAAUCUACGCUUUGUGUAACAGCUCUGUCUUUGAUAAAAAGCUGCCGGAGAAAAUUGACAUCGGCUGGAGUAAAAAGAUGCUGAGAACUGCUGGUUUAUGCACCACUGGCGAGACUCGACACCCGAAGAGGGAGCGUUAUGCUAAGAUUCAGAUUUCUCAGAAAGUCUGUGAUUCUGCAGACCGACUCCGGGAUACUUUGAUCCAUGAGAUAUGCCACGCAGCCUCUUGGCUGCUCGAUGGCAUCCGUGAUUCUCAUGGUGUCGGAUGGAAGUAUUAUGCCCAAAAAUCGAAUAUGGUGCACCCGGAGCUGCCCAAGGUCACCCGUUGCCAUAACUACAAGAUUAACUACAGGAUUCAUUAUGAGUGUACUAAGUGCAAAUUCAGGGUCGGCCGCUACACCAGAUCAUUGGACACCGACCGCUUCAUCUGUGCCAAGUGCAAGGGCCCUCUGGUCAUUCUGCCAUUAACUCGGAAAGAUGGAACCCCUAUUGAGCCCCAUGUGAGACCAUUUGCCAAGUAUGUGCAGGAGAAUUACAGAAUAGUCAGGAAGGAGACGGCAGGGAUAGGUCAUGGGGAUGUGAUGAGAAAGCUCAGCAAGGAUUUUAAUGCCAAAAAACAAAGCCAGGGUCGUUGAGGUUAUCUGAGAAUGUAUUUGUGUGAGGCGAGUCAU
Messenger RNA from Eubalaena glacialis (North Atlantic right whale), 1623 nucleotides. RefSeq names its product germ cell nuclear acidic peptidase (gene GCNA). Gene Ontology annotation, cellular component: nucleus. NCBI's taxonomy places the organism in Eukaryota, Metazoa, Chordata, Mammalia, Artiodactyla, Balaenidae. The record is from RefSeq and is a predicted model, not a curated record. Bases 1 to 1587 code for a protein of 528 amino acids. The transcript has 10 exons.